AUGGUCGCGGUGGUUCGUGGUGGUGGUGUGGUUGUGGUUGGUGGUGAUGGCGGUCGCCUGAGGAGCGAAACGAAACGGCAAAAAGGGAGAGAAGACGAAAACACCGACCAAAGACGAACAACAAGACACGAACACUAUGAGCAGGAGUGGGAGGCUUCAACAGCGCUGGUGGUGGUGGAAGGGAGAGUUGGUGAUGGUUGGUGGUUGUUGUUGUUGGUGGUGGAGGUGAAGGUGAAGGUGAAGUUGGAGGUUGAGGAAGAAGAAGCAGAAGAAGAAGAAGCAGAAGAAAAGGAAGAAGGAAAGGAAAAGGCCGAAAAAAGGUCGAAGCAGCAGAAGCUGUAA
Molecule: messenger RNA, 342 nt
Organism: Nannizzia gypsea CBS 118893
Lineage: Eukaryota; Fungi; Ascomycota; Eurotiomycetes; Onygenales; Arthrodermataceae
Exons: 2
Coding region: 1-342 (113 amino acids)
Source: RefSeq, a predicted model, not a curated record